AUUGUUGGCACUACGGGCGUCUACGCCUGCGUACUUUAUAGUAUUUAUUUGCAAGCGCUCGGAAGCUUGCGUUGCCAAAUAACAUGACAGCCUGAGCACUUUACGUCACGUGACAGAUGACGUCUACAUUCUGGUGUUAGACGUCACUUCCCUCGUAAACUUCUGAGUGCUUCCGACUGAUUUUUCGUUAUGCGUAUUCGACCGACUCGACGACGAGUUUCCUUUCGGAUAGCGUGCUGUUGCAGGUGCUUGUCGUUGCAGCUCUCCAAAACUGCACUGUUUGAGCGGCGCGGCGCGGGUACUUACGCCUAGAAGUGUUUUCACUGGGGCCAAGCCAGAGUUUAGCCCGUGCUAGCAGGGUUAGCAGCGGACCCUUUCCGUUUUGGCCAUUGCAGGUCACUGUGCUUUCAGCCUUUCAGACCUGGAGUCCGAGGUGCGGCUACGAGAGAGUGAAGGUGUGCCACCACCACAGUUGGAGGCGGCAACAUGAGUGAUGAUAUUGGCGAUGCCGCGAAGCCUCAAGAGGGUGCUGCAGGCGGCAGAGACAUCUCAAGCAGUGGGCACAUGCCCGCCAAGGAGGGUGCUCGCUUCCACACAUCAAGUGAAAGCAGCAAUGGCGAAGAGUCGGGCGAGUCUGCCAUGGAAGGUCUGACGCUCUCAAAUGGGGAGGUGAAACAGCCUUCGCCCAUCAAGAAGAAGGCUCGUGAUUCAUCUGUGCCUGGCCCAUUGGUCCUAGAAGGAAGCUUUGGUGCUGUGCCUGAGUCCCCACCGAAGUUUGUCUCGUUGGACCAAAUCAUGAAGACUGCCGACGAGAUGACAAACAUGGCCCUGGCUCACGAAAUAGCUAUGGAAGACUCUUUUGAGCUGAAGAAGACAGAGUAUCCACAAAACAGCCUGGAGCAGCUGGUGAAGGAAACACUGCAUAAAGCUUUCUGGGACAUCCUCGAGAAACAGCUCAGUGAGGAUCCGCCAAAUUAUAACCAAGCCAUGCGGCUGCUGGAAGAUACAAAGGAGGGUCUGCUGGGCCUGGUGAUGCCGUACAGCGGACGACUGCGCGAGGAGAUUGAGCAGGUGCUCGACAUUGAGCUCAUCCGCCAGCAGGCAGAGCACGGCACCCUCGACUUCCUGGCUUAUGCACGGCACGUUAUCUCGCUGAUGGCUCGCAUGUGCGCGCCAAUCCGGGACGCCAGCAUCAAGGAGUUGCUUGAGAUCAAGGAGGUCGUGCCGCUCUUCAGGGGCAUCUUGGAGCAACUUGACCUGAUGAAGAUCGACAUGGCCAACUUCACCAUCCAGCAGGCUCGGCCACUCAUCCAGACACACUCGGUCGCCUACGAGCAGGACAAGUUCAAGCAGUAUCUGGAGGCGCAAGCCACCGCCGACCCUUCUGUCGACCCACUCGGCCACACCAAGCUGUGGCUGAAACGGAGCUAUGAUCACCUCCGCAACCUCAGUGACCAGCACAGUCCGGACCCCAUCAAUGGACCUGGCUGCAAGGGUCCCGGCUUCUCGAGUGUCCUGGCGGGCGCCUACAUGGAGCUGCUGUCCUGGCCUGAUGAUGAGCCUUACCCAGAGACCUUGCGGCUAGAUGAGGCCCGCUACAGAGGGCUGAAGGACAAGGUGCACCUGGCUGCCCUGGUGGCCAGCAUCCUGAGCAUCACCUACCGACUAGGGGGCGCCGUGCUGCAGGGCAUCUCCGACUUCAAGGACGACCUCAAGAGUCACACACAGCUUCUCCUCGAAGGCUCUGCCAACUGCAGUGAAGAGGAGCUGAGGGAGACCCUCAAAAGUGUGGCCAGUCAGGUGAUCAAAGAAGUGCAGGAGUGCUUGCAGAAGCAUGGCUUCAACCAGCUCCAAAUCAGCCAGGAGCGCGUGCUCUACGACCAGAUUGUCGUCAUGACCUCCCCUGAGCACCAUGUCCGGAAGCUGCUCUUGAUGCGUGUCCUGGACUUCAUCAAAGCGGCAAUUUCCUCUGGGUCGGUGCGGCCCACCCAGAUUCCUCCGGGUCUGUCGGCUCUCGAGAAAGAGCUGACGACCAUCACGGGUCAGUUCCUCAGGCUUGUGACGCACAACAGGGCGGUGUUUGGAGAGACGUACGGUGACAUUGUCGCGGAGCUCAGGAAGGCCUAGACAGCCGGGGACCGGUCUGCCACGAUUGGGAGACAUGUGACAAGUGUGACCGGGAGAUGUGUGACGAGUGUGACCGGGAGACCUGUGACGAGUGUGACUGGGAGACAUGUGACAAGUGUGAUCAAGAGACACGUGUUUUCUUUUUUUCUCAGGGGGGGGGGGGGAGUUAUUCCCUUUUACUGAGUAUGUGCAGUUUGGCCCUCUACUAUUGGGACAGUGGUACAGUCCUGUGGGACAGUCCUGUGGGAGAGUGCCUGAAACAUCCGGUGAAAGGUUUGUCAAAUUGUGAAGUGCAUGCUAUCUUGGUGACACUUGUUGCGAACUGAAAGACAGUGCGAAGAUUGAUAGACAGUCGUGGGCUGGGCAGUGUUGCAAGCUGCAAGGCAUCUUGUGUGUGCACUGCAGCCUGCAAUAUGAGUGACGUGAUUGGACAGCACAGCGAGUCUCUGAAUACAGUGGCCCUAAGUGGCAAUGAUCUUGCCGCGUACAAUUAAAGAGGUGAGUUGGUCCUGAUGUGUGCGCAUUUAAGUUUAAUGUCUUCUGCAAAUGACUUUGUGUAAUGCCUUGUAAUGAAAUGUUUAUAAUAUAACGUAUAAUAUAAUAUUUCAGGAAGGUGUUCAAUGUUUAGUAGUGAUGUUUUUGAUGUCAUUUGGAAACUAGGACCAUGACCAACUGCCUAUGCAUGCUUGUGCUCCAGCAAUGCUUCUUUUUUUAUGGUUUCAUAUUUUCGCUUGCAUUAGAGUGUUUCUAUUCCAUUUCCCCCAAAGAGUUGUUUUGUACCAAUAGAUGUAGACAAAUUAAUUGAGUGCAAAUGUCGUGUGAUGUUGCGGAUUAGUGGUGUAACUUUUACACCUUAUAGUAGUAGGGUGUUCACAUGCUGUUUGCACUCCCUUUGCAGGUGAUCAUUUGCAAAUGUUCCAUAGGUAAGAUGCCUGCUUGAGAGCAUUCUGGGUAAAUUAUUUCUGUAUUUGCGUGAAUAUAACGUGGCUAGAAAUUUAACAUUAGAGCCGAGUCUUGUUCUUUCUGUCCGUGCUAAUGAAUGAUCCUAGUCUUUAGGGUUUAAAACAGCAACUGAUGCUGCAUAUACAAUGGCUGCAGCUGAAGGCUUAGCAAAAUGAAAGAAGCAUGGGGAGGUAUUCGCAGAAUUAAUGGCUGUGAGCAUUUAAACUAACUUGUUUCAGUCAUAACCUGUAAAUGCUGCAGACUGAGUUGGCUAUGGCUAUGGCUUACUAUGGCUGCCACUGUUGUGCGCUGUGCUUCAGCCGUUCUGCCAUCUUGCCAUUAUUGCACCAUGUUGCACAACGUUACAUGCUGGGCUGUACAAGGAAGCCAGCGACAAAAUUGCGUGGUGGUUAGGGCGGGCUUGUUGCCACAUCGCUUAGGUGUUUGAUGGUCACACCCACCAAAUGCUAAAGCGAAGGAAAUGGAUGUACAUUUGCUGCAUUGUUCAGAAUCUUGCGCAGUGUGCACAUUUAAGCUUAAAGAAACAGAUACUCUAAGGAAGCUGGGUUAUACUUGUGCAAAUACUGUACUAAUUUCUCUAUAUUAUAAGCUGUUUAAAAUAGCUGGCACUAAAUGUACGAGCUGCUUCGCAUCCGUACACAUCUUUACCACAAACAUCAACUUUGUUCACUGGUUAUCAGCACUGCCUGACAAGGUUGCUAAGCAACCUGACCAACUUUCAGCACAUAGCCUUAGGUUGCAUCUUGGCUUUAUGGGCAUGCAGUGGCCAGAAAGAAAAAAAAAAAGUCUCACAGUUGUGCCCAUAAUUCACUCCUUUAAAGGCCCCUCACCAGGCUAUAUAGGAAAUGUUUAUUAUACAUUGGAAAUUGUUAGGUGCCCUCUUAGGAGUGUACUACCGCAAGAACAAACAUUUGUUCUUGCGAGGCCAUCCACGAGGCCAUGUUUUCAGGAGGCGAGCACCGCCACCAGCAUAGACAUGUGCACCCUCUCCACUGGCCCCGUCUAGCCACCGCAAGCGAAACAAGCGAAAUUCCUUCCCUGCUUUCUCCCAUAUCGGAGCUGGAGGAUUGCGUGACAAAUAUGCCAUGGGCCCUGUCUCUCUCUCUCGUUUUUGACAGGUGGCGCAUUUCCAGUGACAGUUUCGCACACGAGCUGUUGCGUCUGUCUUGUUCCAUACAUCGGACGAUUUUGCAUGCUCUGCAGUGGUGUAAAUCAGUGCCACAAUCACGAGCACUGCGGCAGGUGUGAGGGGAUGAAACAGCAUUAAUGCCGUGCCAGAACGCAAUAGCAAAUGACGUGGUGUUGUUUUCUGCACAAGCGACUGCAUGACAUGGGAACAAGCAGACAAAAUGGCAGUACAUCUCUCUUGCUAGGGUACGAAGUAAAAGAAAAACACACAGACGUUCAUUUCGUACGUUUCGUUAUUUCUAUGAACAUUUCAUUCGUCUAUUGAAGCAACAGAUUAAACAAAUAACCAAUGUUGCCGUGCAUAAUUCUCGAAGUUGCUUGUCACUAUGAGUGACCUCACAGCGCUACCGUGUACAUAAGUGCACUUGCAUGAGUAACGUCGACUCUCUGGCUGGGAGCGCGGUGUGCAUGAGGAGGACGGCAAGCGGCAUUUGAUGUGAAAUUCAAGUGCUUUUCAUGGCGUGUAGGGCCGUAAUACCUAGCAGGCACGAUCGUUAGCACGCAUUGUGUGCACUGCAUUUGUCAGUUCAAUAUCGUCACACCUGGUGAGGGGCCCUUUAAACACUUUGAUAUAACAUUCUGUGGACAUCGCUUUGCAGCUAUAGUAGUACAUAUUAAAGUCACCUAUGUGUGGCUCAGGGCCCUUGUAAAUAAGAUGACAGCUAAAUAUCUGUGCUUUAAUAUUCAUGUUUUCUUUCUUGCACUGCAAAUAUUUCUGUACACUCUUUGCUGCAUGUUUGAUUACAUUGACCAUGUACUUAAUCCUGAUGAGUAUAAAAUGCACAUAAAAUGUGCGUGCAUAUAUGUUUGUGCGCUAAAGCAAGCUUUAAUAGAAAGUCAUCUUUGUUUUUUUGGUUUGAGGCAUGCAAAGCUGCCUGCUGAGUGUGAGUCAUUGUGCUGUGGUGUAGCUAUCGCAACAUUUGUUGCGAAAGAGCGAUGCUUUCGUUAUUUAUCAUUGUUGACGUGUUUUGAAGUCUACCGAGGUUAUUACCUGUUAUCUUUGAUGGGCUGCGGGCACUGGCAAGCUUGCCAAAAUGUGCGUUUUGUCCUGUGAUGCUACAAAACGAAACCGUAAAUAACUGGCUAAAUCAUUACCUCCGAUUCGCCACUGCUGGAAACAGCAUUUUCGGUGUAUCGAAGCAUGGUAGGCUUCAGGCGGCAUCACUUGAGCUUUGGUUGGUGCAACAUUUCUUUUGAGCCCGUCUCUGUUGCAUGUUAUAUGGUACCAAUUACUCGGCAUUUAUGCUUUCGUCUAAUAAAGUCUCUUUUGCAAUUGUGUGAAACAGUU
Molecule: messenger RNA, 5566 nt
Organism: Dermacentor albipictus
Lineage: Eukaryota; Metazoa; Arthropoda; Arachnida; Ixodida; Ixodidae
Product: T-complex protein 11-like protein 1
Biological process (GO): signal transduction
Source: RefSeq, a predicted model, not a curated record